CUCGGACUCGUCGCAGUACGCGUAUUUAGCUGCGUGCGCAUCUUGAGAGAGAGAGAGAGAGAGAUCAAGCAUGCGCUGUAGAGGCAAAGUAAAGAGCGGUGGCUCACUGGCUAGGGAGGAUGUAUAAGAAUAAGAGAAAGCGAGAGAUACAGGGGGGGAGAGGUGAACUUACUGAAACUUACCGACGGCGCUUGUGUUGUCCAUCGUCCGCAACACAUUCAUCGGUGACACUGCAUCGUUGCAUGUUGUUUACAUUUUUUUGUUUACAAGCAUAUUGCUUGACACUUAUGAUUAAACAAUUCACUUGUUUUGUCAGAAUUCGACUAAGUUUCUGAAAAUGCCCAAACAUGUGACAAAAAGACCAAAAGUGAGCUUUGCGGUAGAUACAAAUGAUAAAUCUGCUGAUCUCAUGGAAAAAAAUGAAACUUUAAUCGAGCCAUUACUUCCAUAUAAAUCAAUUCUUCCAGAAGAAUGCUUGAUGAAUAUAUUUUUCUAUACUGAGGCUCGAACUUUAUUAAAAUGUCAGUUAGUUUGUAGAGAAUGGAAUCAGAUGAUCAAAAAUUCAGUAUGGAAGAAAAAAGCAGAGAGAAAAGUUAUGAAAAAAUUUUCGUUUGACAAACAUUACAACUGGCACAAUUAUUUCUUUGUAUGCAAUAAUGUGCCAUUUUAUACAAAUCUACUAAAAAAUCCUACUGGCCAGUUAAAUUUUAAAUACUGGGAUAUAACAGAAGAAGGAAUAGAACCUCAUUGGACUUAUGAGUAUCUUGGUUACGCUGAUAGACCUCAAAAAGAUAUAUCUUAUUGUUUUACAUUGUUAUCUUCAAGAAAAUGUUACAUGGAACAGACAAUUCUUCUGAAAAAUGAAGGAUUCACAGAAUAUGUGCUAGACUAUUUACAACCCACAAUAAAGUUCACUGAAUGGUACAUGUCUGAAGAUGAAACAGCUAUGUAUGAAAACUGCAUUAAAUUGUUAAGAGAUCAGAGGUCAGAUCGAACUGCUAUAGAACUACUGAAUUAUAGGAAAGUAAUUCGUAGUGACCAAAUGCAACGAUGGUACAAAUUUACUCAUGAAUUCAAAAACUAUGGAAAGGGUGUAAGAAAAAUUAAAUUUUGCCGUGGUUUCAAAGAAAGGCCACUAGUAGGUGGUUGUGUGAAAAUGGCCGGAGCUUGUAUUGAAUUUAUAUUAGAAAAAUGAAUUUUUUAAGAUUGUUGUGAUAUUGCUCAAAAGUAUUUUUGUAAAUAAUCGA
This is a messenger RNA of Trichogramma pretiosum, 1247 nucleotides long. RefSeq names its product F-box only protein 44-like. Lineage: Eukaryota; Metazoa; Arthropoda; Insecta; Hymenoptera; Trichogrammatidae. The coding region runs from base 338 to 1195 and encodes 285 amino acids. Gene Ontology annotation, cellular component: cytoplasm; SCF ubiquitin ligase complex. Gene Ontology annotation, molecular function: ubiquitin protein ligase activity; protein binding. Gene Ontology annotation, biological process: SCF-dependent proteasomal ubiquitin-dependent protein catabolic process; glycoprotein catabolic process. The transcript is spliced from 4 exons. The record is from RefSeq and is a predicted model, not a curated record.